Molecule: messenger RNA, 1635 nt
Organism: Eruca vesicaria subsp. sativa (arugula)
Lineage: Eukaryota; Viridiplantae; Streptophyta; Magnoliopsida; Brassicales; Brassicaceae
Source: the annotation of a GenBank genome assembly
CUCGUCUCGUCCCCAGAAUUGAAAAAAAAAAAAACAAAAUGUCCGAGAGAAAAUAGGUUUAAAAAAAAAAAAUAAUCUGCGUGAGAAGAGAGUUUAUGCUCGUGACUUUUGAUUCCUGUUUCUUCGUUGUCGAUUUUAGACAUCCACAUUGGUCCUCGUAGAUCUGAAGAACAUACAUAUAAUCCCACCGGAUUGGGUAUUACGAAUUAGCGCGUUUCGUUGACAUCGAGAUUCGAUUGUUGUUGUUGUGUUCGAAGGUCACGACACGACGAGCUAGUUUGAUUCGAUUUGGAAUCGUCUUUUUGAUUCGCAUUCCGGAUCUAAUCUGGAGGAGACAUUGUUUUGGUGGAUCUGCCCUAAUCUGAAGAAGAGCCAUUCCUUGUCUUUUUUUAUUUAUUUAAUUUAAUUAUUCUUCUGGAUUAUAAGAGAGAUGGAUCUAUCGGCGGUUAGCGAAGAGCUGGCUGAGAUCGAAGGACAAAUCAAUGACAUCUUCCGUGCUUUGUCAAAUGGAUUCCAGAAGCUGGAGAAGAUCAAAGAUGCUAAUAGGCAGAGUCGUCAGCUCGAAGAACUCACUGACAAAAUGCGUGACUGCAAGAGGUGACCAAUUUCUUGAUUUAUAUAAUUAUAUAUAUGCUUUUGAUGAUUUUGAUAAUUUGUUCUUCUCUUGCAGCCUUAUUAAAGAUUUCGAUAGAGAAGUCAAAAGCUUGGAAAGUGGAAAUGAUGCCAACACUAACCGGAUGUUGAACGAUAGACGUCAAUCUAUGGUUAAAGAACUAAACUCAUAUGUUGCUCUUAAGAAGAAAUAUUCAUCCAAUCUAGCAAGUAAUAACAAGCGAGUUGAUCUUUUCGAUGGACCUGCAGAAGAUCACAUGGAAGAGAAUGUCUUACUUGCUUCAAACAUGUCCAAUCAAGAGCUAAUGAAUAAAGGAAACUCUAUGAUGGAUGACACUGAUCAAGCCAUUGAAAGAGGCAAAAAGAUUGUUCAAGAGACUAUAAAUGUGGGAACAGAUACUUCAGCAGCUCUCAAGGCUCAGACCGAUCAAAUGAGUAGAGUUGUCAAUGAACUCGAUUCUAUUCAUUUCUCACUCAAGAAGGCCUCCAAGCUGGUCAAGGAAAUUGGUAGGCAGGUGGCCACGGAUAAAUGUAUUAUGGCAUUUCUUUUCCUUAUUGUCAUUGGUGUCAUAGCAAUCAUCAUCGUCAAGAUUGUGAACCCAAACAACAAAGACAUCCGUGACAUACCUGGCCUAGCUCCACCAGCCAUGAACAGACGUUUACUCUGGAACCAUUACUGAAACCAAAAUAAUCUCAUUUCAUGCAUUCAAAUUACUGGUACGUUGUGCACGCUUCUUGGUCCUUCCCAUAAGUGCAUGUUGUCGUUAGAUGAAGCGGACUCACUUGAGAAAAUUAACCAGUUUUUAUUCCCAUGGCUUUUGUCAAGUCACAGGAAUCAAAUUCAUUUUCUUUACCAUCCCAGAUUCAAAAAACCCAUCAUUUUGCUGUUCAUGUGCUUUGUAUACCGAUGACUCUUUAUGUGUUAUAUCAUAUGUAUGUCUUUUUAUUUUAUUUUUAAACGUGGCAUAUGUUUCAUGUUCUGGUAAUAAUUUACUCGUUCCUCUGUUUUCACUGGUUUAUGUU